This is a messenger RNA of Gigantopelta aegis, 516 nucleotides long. RefSeq names its product beta-1,3-galactosyl-O-glycosyl-glycoprotein beta-1,6-N-acetylglucosaminyltransferase-like. The transcript has 3 exons. Bases 1 to 516 code for a protein of 171 amino acids. Gene Ontology annotation, cellular component: membrane. Lineage: Eukaryota; Metazoa; Mollusca; Gastropoda; Neomphalida; Peltospiridae. The record is from RefSeq and is a predicted model, not a curated record. Gene Ontology annotation, molecular function: acetylglucosaminyltransferase activity.
AUGCGGUCAAACAUCUACUCGGGUGAUUGUAUCUUAAAGACCGCUAUAAAAGGGUCGGUACACAUCGUGGCGAGUCGGGGAUAUGUGGAUUAUCUUCUUCACAACCAGACUUCCAAGGACAUUCUUGAGUGGGUGAAGAAAACUAAAAUACCAGACGAGACCUACUUCAGCACUCUCAACCACAACCCACAACUUGGUGUGCCAGGGUCGUACAAAGUAAAAUUGAUCCCAGAUGGAAAAAGCAAGCCCUCUAUAUUUAAAUUUACGAACUGGGGAGAGUUACCAUGCGCUGGCAAGUUUGUCAGAAGUGUGUGCAUUCUCGGGGUCGGAGAUGUGUCCUUGUUGGUGAAAAGGAAAGAACUCUUUGUCAACAAAUUUCACCUGGAUUUUCAACCUUACGCUUUGGAUUGUAUCGAAGAAUGGCAUUACAACAGAACACGAGAUGAAUAUUUAGGUGUUUCAAACUUUGAUAAUAGUUACUACAAAACUCUGGACUUUGUAACCAAUAAAAUAUAA